Molecule: messenger RNA, 2900 nt
Organism: Mirounga angustirostris (Northern elephant seal)
Lineage: Eukaryota; Metazoa; Chordata; Mammalia; Carnivora; Phocidae
Gene: LRRC59
Product: leucine rich repeat containing 59
Exons: 7
Coding region: 246-1166 (306 amino acids)
Biological process (GO): signal transduction
Molecular function (GO): protein binding
Source: RefSeq, a predicted model, not a curated record
UCAGUGGCCGCGGAAGGUGACGUGGACACGGAAGUGGUCGUCGUCGCGGCGGCACCAGUGGGAGCUGGGCGCGGGGCUCAGAGUGCAGCGGGCGGUCGGGCAGACGGCGGCGUCUUGCACCUGCGGCGGCGGCGGACGCGGGCGUUGUCGGUUGGGUGCGAGUCCACUGAGCCGACGAGCGGCUUCUCCGCCCCUCUCCUGCCCGUCGGAGGCCCCGGAGCCGGGACCGCUCGGCCGGCGUCACCAUGACCAAGGCCGGUAGCAAGGGCGGGAACCUCCGCGACAAGCUGGACGGCAACGAGCUGGACCUGAGCCUCAGCGACCUGAACGAGGUCCCGGUCAAGGAGCUGGCUGCCCUCCCGAAGGCCACCAUACUGGAUCUGUCCUGCAAUAAACUGACUAGUCUACCGGCGGAUUUCUGUGGCCUCACACACCUCGUGAAGCUGGACCUGAGUAAGAAUAAACUGCAGCAACUGCCGGCCGACUUUGGCCGUCUGGUCAACCUCCAGCACCUGGAUCUCCUCAACAACAGGCUGGUGACCCUGCCCGUCAGCUUUGCUCAGCUCAAGAGCCUGAAGUGGCUGGACCUAAAGGAUAACCCGCUGGAUCCUGCCCUGGCCAAAGUGGCAGGGGAUUGCCUGGACGAGAAGCAGUGUAAGCAGUGUGCCAACAAGGUGUUACAGCACAUGAAAGCCAUGCAGGCCGAUCAGGAGCGAGAGAGGCAGCGGCGGCUGGAAGUAGAACGAGAGGCCGAGAAGAAGCGGGAGGCCAAGCAGCGAGCUAAGGAGGCUCAGGAGCGGGAGCUGCGGAAGCGGGAGAAGGCGGAAGAGAAGGAGCGCCGGAGGAAGGAGUACGACGCCCUCAAAUCAGCCAGGCGGGAGCAGGAGAAGAAGCCCAGGAAGGAGACGAAUCAGGCCCCGAAACCGAAGGCCGGGCCGCGGCCCCGCAAGCCGCCCCCGCGGAGGCCCAGCAGGACGUGGGCCGUGCUGAAGCUGCUGCUGCUGUUGCUGCUGUGCGCGGCGGGCGGGCUGCUGGCCUGUCGGGUGCCCGAGCUGCGGCGGCAGCCCCUCUGCGCCGGCGUCAACGCCGUCUACGACAGCGCGCUCCGCGGCCUGCGCGGCCACCACAUCCUGCAGUGGGUGCUGCGGGCCGACUCGCAGCAGUGAGCUUGUCCUCGACGCCCGCCGCCUCCCGGCCCUGGAGCCUGGAUUCCUAUGGAAUUGGGUUCUGCGGGACACAGCCUGUUUGCGGCGCCAGACCUGCCUGCCAUCCUCAAGCGGUUGCCGACCGGUACUUGAGAUCCCCUCUUCUGGGACUGCUUUGUUCCUUAGCCAGGGCUCCCGGGCGGGGGAAGGCGAAGCGGGAGGUGGGCCGGUUACCUGCAUGCCUAAAGGAACAGGCUUGGGGUGGGCAGAGGGAAAAACAGCCUUUUCCAGUCGUUACACAAAGCUGUGUAAAGGCAAGGCUCGUUCCUACUAAACGGUCAGGUCAGCUGUCACUACAUUUAUACUUUUGUAUGUCACAAACCCUUUCUUUCAUUCCUCCCUGCGUAGCCAGGGCAGAUCAGGAGGCGGUGUGGUAUUGGGGACUAAGGGAACACCAUACUCAGCAAAUCUAGCCUAAAUUGGGGGGUGGGGGGGUAUACCUAUUUUCUUAAGGACCUCAGACAUUUUAAUGACCAUAUAAAAUCUUAGGCUGUGAAAGGGACUUCAGGACCAUACAGUCCAAUAUAAUACGUGCAGACAGGGAAACUGAGGCCUUCCAUGACUUGCCUACGGUCUCCCAGCUAGUUUGAGGCACAACUAGACUCUCACUCCAGUGUCCUCUUUCCAUCAUUUUUGCUUCUUUAACAACGUCUGGAGAGACCAGAACUCACAGCGGAACUGAGCGUCUCUCAGCUGGGGUGCAGACUCUUGGACGGUAGGCAGCUUCGUGUCCCACAGAUAGAAUUCCCCCAGCCAUGAGGGUCCGGGGCAACUCCUGCAGAGUCCUGCCCCUGCUCAUGUGGCUGUCACCAAACGGGCCGGGCUCCUCGGCUGUGUUAGAGCAUUCACUCCCUGAUUGCCAGUAAACGAGGUGGACCGUUGCGAAGCUGUUCUGUCUGUGACAGCUGUCAGUCGGUGUGACAAACUCAGAGGCAGCCUGCAAACUCAGGUUUCGUAGAACCGGUGGUUUGGCAUUGUUUGGGUCUAGACCCAGAACCACCCCCGCAAUGAAGGGAAACAAGUAGCACCAUGGAGUUUAAGCAUUGCGUUUAUGAACGGCUAGCACGGACGGGGGCAGGACUGUCUGUUCUGUCUGCCAGAUGAAGCCACUUCUUGCUCUGUGGCCUCCCGUGGCCUCCUGCUUUCACAGAAGCCAGAGGAAGGGAUAAGACAUGGUCGUCAUGGUGCUCCUUCACUGAAAACUCCCCAUUGCAAGCUUCUUGUCUCUCCCUUAGGAGAGCAAGAACCUGUCACGAUUCAGAGACAGAGUGGGGUCCAGCUUUCAGCCUUAGUGGCUCAUUUGGAUAGGACAGCCACUCGUGACUGUCCUCAUACUAGAAGAGCGACUUGUUCCUUUCUCCCCCACAGACAGCUCUGCUGCUAAGGCCCACACCUUACUCAGAAUCACUACAUGUUCCUUCGUCUUCCUCCAAGUUCCAGAGCCAUUGGUACAAAUGCUUUAUUGAAACUAAAUACAUAGUAUGUGAGAUGAGAUUAAGAGGAUAGGGAAGUCAGCACAGGGAUCAGACCCACAUGCAGGGGGCUGGCUGAGGCGGCCUCCGUGGGUGAGAGGGAGGCAGGGCACGGCCAGCCCCAUCUGGCCAGCCCGCUGAGGGAAGUUCACUCCUGAUCUUGAGAUCUGAAGCUGAGGUUCUUCUGGAUUUCUACAAUUAUUAAAUAUGUGUCUGAGUGGUC